This is a messenger RNA of Drosophila rhopaloa, 985 nucleotides long. RefSeq names its product GPI-anchored hemophore cfmA. NCBI's taxonomy places the organism in Eukaryota, Metazoa, Arthropoda, Insecta, Diptera, Drosophilidae. The transcript has a single exon. The record is from RefSeq and is a predicted model, not a curated record. Bases 89 to 682 code for a protein of 197 amino acids.
UCACUAGCCGGCAAUUGAGAUCCAAAGUUAAUGGUGUCGCUGCCGAAAUAACUGUUCAUUGAUUAACGCUUAAAACUUUCCUAUAAAUAUGCUUAAACGCGAUCUACAGCGAAUAACGCUAGAGUUGUCCGAUCUGAAGGACUACGAGGUUGCCCGGGCGAAGAACAAAUACAAGGCAGGACCACGCCCGAGGUUGUCCCAGGAUGCCCUAGCCGGAGAUGACGCCUCCACGUCGGGAACAACAGCCAGUUGCAGUUCCAAUACGGGCACAACAACGGAAUCCGCAACGGAAACUGCAUCGGGAUCGGGAUCUGGUUCUGGUUCAGCUUCGGGAUCGGGAUCCGCCUCGUACAUUACGGGACUGGGAUUGGGCUACCGAUCGGAGACACCCUCCACUGCGUCGUACACCGACACCACCUCGACGACCCCGACUCCGGCCACCCAGGAGGAGAUCCUGAGACCCUCGUCCGCCGUUACGGCCACCACCACCACGGGCACCACCACUUCCGGAUCAACGGAUGACGUGAGCGUGGCUGCAGUAGUGGAUGAUACGGACACCAUUGACGAAAUCAGCGACGACAACUGGGUGGAUCUGAACGCGGACACCAAUGACACAACCGACACCAUUGAUGCCCACGUGGAGGAGGAGGAGGAGGAGGAUGGGGCCAGGGGGGGCAGCUAGGAAGAACGCAAAGCAGCUGCAAGUGAAGUCCCCCAUUUCACAUAAUUCAUUCAUUUAUCAUCGCUUUUUGUGUACGUAACAUAUCAUUUGCACGUGGAUUUUUAUUUUCUCUGCUGCUAUGCAUAUGCAAAUGUGGAGCUAUUUAAUGUUUGCCUAAGUGAAACUGAAAUAUUAAAGGGAUACUGGACUUUUUCCUUCACAAAUAUAUGAAUUAUCAAAAAUAUAUUGUAGAUAAUGGUAUAAGCAAAUAUUGCAACAUUUUUGAAAAGAUUAUGUAGUAUUAUAUUAUUUCACUCUUUUUUA